AUGGACUCGCAGGAUGAUGAGAAGAGUCCUAAGAGUCCAGGACUCCGAGGACUCAACAGCUCCGCGACGAGCAAAGCGGACAGGAUGCCGUCAAAGCUGGCCGCCCUCAAGAAUAGGAUCGAAGAAGAGAGGGCCUACUACAAUACCAUGGAAGAAGCCCUCCAAGUAUUCCGACGAUCGCACGGCGAUGACUAUAGCGCCUACCCGGAGGAAGUAAGGGUCUUCGCAGAAAGACAGGCCCGAAUACAAGAAGAAGGACGCCAGAAAAGGCCUUUCGGCAAGGUCAAGGACCCUAAGGUCUACAAAGGCAAGUCGACACGAGAGCUCAACGAGUUUAUGGCCUCAAUCCGCGCUUCCUUCUGA
Messenger RNA from Pseudogymnoascus destructans, 363 nucleotides. RefSeq lists its product as uncharacterized. The transcript has 3 exons. The record is from RefSeq and is a predicted model, not a curated record. Bases 1 to 363 code for a protein of 120 amino acids. Lineage: Eukaryota; Fungi; Ascomycota; Leotiomycetes; Thelebolales; Thelebolaceae.